Setaria italica (foxtail millet) is the source of this 1667-nucleotide messenger RNA. Its product is annotated as ACT domain-containing protein DS12, chloroplastic. The transcript has 11 exons. Gene Ontology annotation, cellular component: chloroplast thylakoid membrane; chloroplast stroma. Bases 322 to 1173 code for a protein of 283 amino acids. Lineage: Eukaryota; Viridiplantae; Streptophyta; Magnoliopsida; Poales; Poaceae. The record is from RefSeq and is a predicted model, not a curated record.
CGGAUUUCUUCUAUCAGAAAGGGACAUCAUACAGAGUGAAGAGAUGGAGUGAUGAGAGAUAUAUAUCCCGAGGAGGCUGGGGUGAGGCGAAGGGAAGAGCAGAGAGGAGAGCACAAGGUCACCUCCCAUUCCGGAACCCCGUCCCCCAUAUCCUAUGGAUAGAGCGGUCGCGACAGCCGCAGACAUCCUCGUCAUGAUCCCAUCGCCUUCGCCUUCGCCUUUGUAGCACCGCCUCCUCAUCCACCCGCCCCCUGUUUCUUGGCCACUGCUUCCUGGACUGGAUCGGAUUGGAUCCCCGUCCGCCCGUUUCUUCGAGGAGAGAUGGCCGAAAUGGCCGUGACCGUCGCCGCCGCCGGCACCCUCCGGCCGUGCACCGGCGUGUCUGCGCGCGGUGCCGCGGUUCUUGGCCGGUGGCGGCCUCUUGUCCCGGCGGCGCCCGCUAUGCUGAGGAUGUUUCAAAGAUUGUCUUCUCCAGCUGUGAGGGUUCCUAGGGCUGCUUCCCCUGCAGCUGUUGAGCAGGAUGGGAGCAACACUGAUGCAGUCCCUACCCCGAAAGUUAUAAUAGAUCAAGACUCAGAUCCGGAUGCAACUAUUGUUGAAGUAACCUUGGGUGACCGUCUUGGCGAUCUUCUUGAUACAAUGAAUGCCCUGAAGAACUUAGGGCUAAAUGUUGUUAAAGCUAGUGUCUGCCUUGAUUCUACGGGCAAGCAUAACAAGUUUGCUAUAACUAAAGCGUCCACUGGCCGCAAAAUCGAUGACCCAGAGUUGUUAGAAGCAGUACGAUUGACGAUCAUUAACAACAUGAUACAAUAUCAUCCGGAGUCCAGCAGUCAAUUGGCUAUGGGGGCAACAUUUGGGCCUGAAGCCCCUGCAGAACAGGUUGAUGUGGACAUAGCAACCCACAUAGAUAUCUAUGCCGACGGCCCUGAAAGAAGCUUACUUGUGGUGGAAACAGCGGAUCGUCCAGGGUUACUGGUUGAUCUUGUUAGGAUCAUCUCUGACAUCAACAUAACUGUCCAAUCUGGAGAGUUUGAUACUGAGGGGCUAUUGGCAAAAGCAAAAUUCCAUGUCAGUUACAGGGGCAAACAUUUGACUGAGGCUUUGAAACAGAUUCUUUCUAAUAGCCUGCGCUAUUUCUUGAGACGGCCGACAACAGAGGAUGCCAGUUUCUAGCCAGAUAAUUAUGAAGGCCCCCCACCUGAGAUGGGAUUCACAUGAAUCUGAUAGUAUCAUCAAAGUUGUUGAAAUAAGCACAAUAAUUUUUUAAAAAGAUGGACUGAGGAGGUAUACUUGAUGUUUGGCAUCACACCAAUUUAAGGUUAGGCAAGGAAUCUGCUGUAUGAAGUGCAGAAGACUGCGAUGCCUAAAACAUGUAACGCAUGAUUGUUUUGCUACCUGGGAUGCAUUAUUUGGUGAUAAUAAGAUGGGACAUUGUGGGGGCCAUCAUCCAGUGUCUGGAUCAAAUGCUGUGUUUAUUUUGUACAUUUCAUCAGAUUAAUGAAAUUACAGAAAAUAAUCUUCUGGGUAACAACUAGAUGAAAUUUCUUUGAGAGUGCUGAACAGUGACUUAGUCCAAAGGGCAACCGUGGGCUAGCAGUCAAUUGUAGUUGAAAAUGUAAUAUGUACUUCAGUACGAUCUUUAAAAGCAUAUUUCUUGACCAUUGUAA